Olea europaea var. sylvestris is the source of this 2264-nucleotide messenger RNA. RefSeq names its product cellulose synthase-like protein G3. Gene Ontology annotation, molecular function: cellulose synthase (UDP-forming) activity; mannan synthase activity. The coding region runs from base 80 to 2134 and encodes 684 amino acids. NCBI's taxonomy places the organism in Eukaryota, Viridiplantae, Streptophyta, Magnoliopsida, Lamiales, Oleaceae. Gene Ontology annotation, biological process: cellulose biosynthetic process; plant-type primary cell wall biogenesis. Gene Ontology annotation, cellular component: plasma membrane; trans-Golgi network. The record is from RefSeq and is a predicted model, not a curated record. The transcript is spliced from 5 exons.
AAAGGAAAGGAAGGUGUCUGAAUGCCUAUAAAUAUGACUUCCUUCUGGACCGUAAUUAACCACAAAGAGUAGCAAAGAAAUGGCGUCUGCCACCACGAACCCCCGCCUACACUCGCUCAGACGGCUGCGCCGCCGGUUGCCCAACCGCGUAUUCGCGGCGGUUUACACCUUUGUUAUAUUGGCCUUGUUCUACCACCAUGCACUCACCCUCCUCCACUUCACCACCUUCACAACUUUCUGCAUAUCCCUCACUAUGUUCGUAUCUGAUAUUAUUCUAGCUUAUAUGUGGUCCACAACCCAAUCGUAUCGAAUGAAUCCGGUGACCCGACAAGAAUUCCCCGAAAACCUCGAAAAAUUCUUGGACCGGAAAGAUUUUCCGGCCAUGGAUAUAUUUAUAUGCACUGCAGAUCCAUAUAAAGAGCCACCUAUUAACGUUGUUAACACGGCUUUAUCAGUUAUGGCUUAUGAUUAUCCGACAGAGAAACUGUCGGUUUAUUUGUCGGAUGAUGGAGGAUCAGAGCUUACACUAUUUGCUUUCAUGGAGGCUGCUGAAUUUGCGAGAAUUUGGUUGCCUUUUUGUAGGGAAAGUAAUAUUAUAGAAAGAUGUCCAGAUGCUUAUUUCAGCUCAAAUUAUGCUCAAAACCCUAAGACUCUGGAAAUUAAGGUUUUAUUAAAUGCCAACAAGGACAAAGAUAAUAAGGGACAGCCGAUGCCCAACCUUGUAUAUGUCUCCAGAGAGAAAAGAAGGACCAGUCCACAUCAAUUCAAGGCAGGAGCCCUCAAUGCCCUUAUUCGUAUCUCGGGAAUCAUGACCAACGCACCGAUUAUCUUAACUCUGGAUUGUGAUAUGUAUUCGAAUGAUCCUUUAACGCCUCAACGAGUUCUUUGCUACGUUUCGGAUAAGUCGAGUCGGCCAAAUUUAGGAUACAUUCAAUUUCCACAACUCUAUCAUGGGCUCAACAAGGCCGAUAUCUACGCGUCUGAGUAUAAAGGUUUGUUUCAAAUAAAUCCCGCUGGCAUGGAUGGACUGAGUGGGCCUAACUAUGUUGGGACUGGAUGCUUUUUUCUUCGACGUACAUUUUUUGGUGGCCCAUCAUCACCUGCUCAGCCAGAAAUCCCCGAGCUCAGCCCAAAUUACAUUGUGAGCAAGCCCAUAAUGGAUCAAAAGAUUUUGGACCAAGCCCACCAUGUUUCUGGAUGCAAUUAUGAGAACCUAACCAAUUGGGGUUCGAAGAUGGGGUUAAAGUAUGGCUCUUUGGUAGAGGAUUAUUACACUGGAUACCGGCUUCAAUGCGAAGGAUGGAAGUCCAUAUUUUGCGAUCCAAAGAGGCCAGCAUUUUUGGGCGACGUGCCGAUAACUCUCAUUGAUGUUUUGAACCAGAACAAGAGAUGGGACAUUGGGCUGCUAGAAGUGGGCUUCUCAAAGUAUAGCACAUUAACUUAUGGUAUCCGGACCGCAGGGAUUUUAGUGGCCCAAGCCUUUGGACAGUAUGCAUUCUGGGGCAUUUGGUGUUUUCCAAUUACAUUCUAUGCUUUCAUCCCUUCACUCACUCUUCUCUAUGGAAUUCCCAUCUUUCCUAAGGUAUCUGAUCCUUGGUUCCUUGCAUACAUUUUUCUAUUUCUUGGUGCCAAUGGAAAAGACUGCUUAGAUUUCGUAUUAGCCAAAGGCACAUUCCGAAGAUGGUGGAGUGAUCAAAGAAUGUGGCAUAUGAGGGGAGUUUCAUCACAUUUAUUUGGAUCAAUAGAAUUCAUAACCAAAAGAUUGGGCAUCUCCACACAAGGAUUCAAUGUGACAAGCAAAGUAAUGGAUGACGAACAAAGUAAAAGAUAUGAUCAAGGAAUAUUUGAAUUUGGAGUAGAAUCCCCUAUGUUUGUGACAUUAGCAAUGGCUGCAACUUUGAAUUUAAUGGCCUUUUUCUGUGGUGGGAUAGUGCAGAUUUUCAAGGAGAGAAAUUUGGAAGUAUUUUUUGUACAAGUGUUUAUUGCAGGAUUUGCGGUACUGAAUUGCUUGCCAAUAUAUAAAGCCAUGUUUUUUAGAAGUGAUAAAGGAAGGAUGCCCACAAGGACUACCAUCAUUUCUACUCUUCUUGUUGGAGGGCUUUGUGCAGCUUCCUCUUUUAUACUCAAGAUGUGAAAUUUAAUGGGGAUUAUUACUCGAUAACUUCAUGUAAAACUAUUUAAUGUAUUUCUCGGCAUGUUUAGUAUGUAAUAUCUGUAUAUGAUUUAAUAGUACUUUGAAUAAAACUUUAGCAUCUUUUGAUUUU